AUGGCAGCCAGCGAAGAGGCAGUAUCAACAGUGCCUGAAUUGACAAAGUUGGUUGGUGAUCUCAAGCAAAGAGUGGCCGAGCUCAAGACACAACUGAAGCCGAUCGUCCAAAAAUAUCACGAUGGCGAGAUCAAGACGAGUAAAGGUGUAUCGUUUCUUGAAGUCAAGUACCAGCUCAUGCUCCAGUACAUUACACAACUUGCAUACAUUGUCCACAUGAAGCUCAGUGGCCGAUCCAUUCACCAGCACCCGGUGAUCGAGUCACUUGUCGAGUUACGGGUUAUUCUUGACAAGAUGAAACCAGUCGAAGCCAAGCUCAAAUACCAGAUUGAUAAACUUGUUCGUGCAGCUGUCAUGGGCACCCAACAACAACAGCAACAACAGGAGGAUGCCACUGCUGCUGCUGAUCCACUUGCAUUCAAGCCCAACCCAAUGAACUUGUUGGCACGUGACGACGAUGAAGACAAUGAAGAGGAGGAAGAGGAGGAAGAGGAUGGAAAGAAGGGCGUUUAUCGACCUCCCAAGAUGGCUCCUGUGGUCUUUGAUGAGGAUGGUACCAAAGCAAGCAAACGUGAGAAACAAGAAGCUCGUCUACGAGAAAAGGCAUCACGAUCUCGUGUCAUUCGUGAUCUUAUGGCGGAUAUGAACGAUGCUCCUGAAGAAAGCGAUGUACAUGGUGGUGUCACAGAAAGCGUCAUCUUUGGCGACCGUUUGGAUCAUCAAAUUGCCGAGAAGCGCAAGUAUGAAGAAGACAACUAUGUCCGUUUGGCAGUGACACGCAAGGAAAAGAAACGCAUCAAUGCCAAGAAGAAUCGCAUGCAGUUCGAGAGUGAAUUUGAUAACCUUAAUGAUUUCAGCAACCUUGUGGGCAUCAAGGACGUCGAAGAAGAAGAAAAUCAAAGAUUCCGCAACGUACUCAAUCGCAAACGACAAAGAUCAGAGACUGGCAGUGGACGAAGCAAGAAGCGACGAUAA
This is a messenger RNA of Lichtheimia ornata, 975 nucleotides long. RefSeq lists its product as uncharacterized. The record is from RefSeq and is a predicted model, not a curated record. Gene Ontology annotation, cellular component: nucleolus; small-subunit processome. The transcript is spliced from 5 exons. NCBI's taxonomy places the organism in Eukaryota, Fungi, Mucoromycota, Mucoromycetes, Mucorales, Lichtheimiaceae. Gene Ontology annotation, biological process: maturation of SSU-rRNA from tricistronic rRNA transcript (SSU-rRNA, 5.8S rRNA, LSU-rRNA). Bases 1 to 975 code for a protein of 324 amino acids.